AUGAAUGAGAAUGCUGCAGCUGACAAUUUAGAUCAAAAGAAACGUAAAGCUAAGGCUAUUGAUAUAUUCAACACUCAUCAUCCACUCCUCUCUCAGUCUCUCUCUGAUCCUGUCAGUGUGGCUAUUAUGCUUCAAAGAGAGGGUGUCAUAACAGGACAAGUAUUGGCUAGAGUGGAAUCAGCUAGUCCCUCUGUUCCUAAUCAACGUGAAGUACUGUUAGCUGCCAUUAUAGUAGCUAUUGAAACCAAGUAUAGUUUACUACAAACAUUUGCUAGUGUGUUAUGCAUGUUCACUGGUAAUGUAAAACUAGGAACAGUUAUAGAAAGAGACUAUGACCAAUCUUUUAAUGAUAAUAAGAAGGUUAUUAAAGUUGUUAUUCCUGAAGAUGAUAUGAGCACUGAUACAAUAAACACUGGAACAACUGCACUAUCACCUACUCUGCCUAAUACACCAACUGUUGAGAUAGCCAUUCCUCAAUGCAUGAGUGAUGAAUUCACUUCAAUACAAACGUCUUAUGGUCGAAUGUUGUACAAUGUUCGUAAAAUAAUGAAAAACAAGCCACCACCAAUAGAUGAUAUAAAGGAAUAUCUUUGUUGCUGUCGGAGCAGUCUUGAACCAAAGCUGUCUUUGUGUUCCAAUAUCACUGAAAUAUUACGAGUAGUAGAGAAAGAGUGUUCAUUGAUCAAUAUUAAACUGCUUCAAUCAUUAAUUGAAGAAUUCAAAAUCAAAAAAGCUGAAAAAUACAUUACAGAAUACAAAGCCAUAUUAAAAGAGUUUUGUCACACAGUAAAGAUUACUCUUUGCUUAAAUGAAAAGUUUGAAGCAUUAGGAGGUAGCCCUUCUCUUCAAUGUGAAACAGGUACGUAUGUCUUUGACUGGGAACCAGAUGAACACAUGCUACAAGAUAUCAAGCAAAUCAUUUCGAAGACGUCUGGUAAACUAGUGAAAAUAAAAUACAUCAAGAAAGGAAACUCUAUCAUUGUCACCUGCUCCUUCCCUCACUUUCUCACUGAAGCUCUCAUUAUACAAUUGAGUGAGAAUCUUGACUUAUUAAUGAAGAGUGGUCUAAUGAAGCUUACUGUUGGAUACUGCACAAUAUGGAAGAAACAAAAGAUACAAGAAAUACAGGAACCACUCAAAGAGGAUUUACAGGAGAUAGAGGAACAACCUCAUGAUACAAAAAGACAGAAAGAACUUAAAGAAACUGCACUACAACUAACAAACAUACUUAGUGAUAAAGAAAAGGAGUUGAAUAAAAUCAUGAAAAAAAUACAAGAAUUGUCAUCACAGAAGAAAACUCAGGAGGAUCAAAAUGAAGAGGAAUGUACACUAGUGGAAUUAAAGGAAGUAAAAGAAGCAACCAAUGAGUUGGAAGAAAAACUACAAAGAAUGAAAAAAGAAUAUCACAUUAAAUGUCGUACAUAUUCUACUUCAACAUCAUACAAAAUCAUAAAGGGAAUGAGAAUGGAAAUAGAACAAAUAUUAACAAAUAAAACUGGUACUGAAUCAUAAUGUAUGUGUUAGUGUAUUAUAAUUAUAAUAUGAUAGG
Molecule: messenger RNA, 1549 nt
Organism: Amphimedon queenslandica
Lineage: Eukaryota; Metazoa; Porifera; Demospongiae; Haplosclerida; Niphatidae
Exons: 10
Coding region: 1-1512 (503 amino acids)
Source: RefSeq, a predicted model, not a curated record